AUGAAGCUUUCAACUUCAGCCUCUUCACUCUUAAGAGGAGUACAAAAUCGCUCACUCGUUCAAAAUUCCCUAUAUAGCAAAUUAGUUAUUGAUAGAACUGCCAUUUUUUCAAAGGCUUCAGGUCUGACAGUAAACUUUAAAACAAAGUGUGAACUAAUGGCUAUUCAUAAUUGUACUUUAAAAGAAAUAUAGUGAAUUCCAGUAAAACAGGAGGUUAAGUACCUAGGGGCUAUGAUCACCAAGAACUGUGCUAAUAAAGAACACUCAAACUUCAAUUCUAAAAUUGAAGGAGUUUUUUUUUUUUAAGCCUUAAAUCAUUGGUUAUCUAGAGACACAUCUAUUUUGGGUAGAAUCCUCUUGACUAAAACUGAGGGAAUAUACAAACUUAUAUAUUUAUCUCCUGCCGUGUAUAUGGCCCCAAACGUAGUUAAAAAUCUGCGAAUUCAAUUUUAUUUGAAUUUACAUGGGGAAAAAAACAACCAAACAAAAAAAAAACUAUUUGCGUAAAUUCCAUAUGGUUAAAGAGCAAGAACGUGGAGGCUUGAAAGCCAUUGAUUUUUAAUCUCUUCUUGGUGCAUUAAAGAAUGUUUAAUAAAAAGACAAAUACAAUAUGGUACCAUAUUCCCAAUCAUAUUUUCAAAAAUUUUGUCUUGAUUUAUGUUAAGAUGUAAUUGGAUAUUUUUCUAAUUCCCCUGAAGGUAUAAAAUUUCCAUAAAACAUUUUUUUUUUUAAAUUGUAUUUACCCGUAAUUUUUCCCUCAUAACUCCACUCUUUGGAACAAUAGGGUGUGUAGUGAUUAAAUGAAAGUCUCUGUUUAAAAGCGACUGGUAUAACAAAGGUAUUAUUUUGAUUCAUGAUUUGUUAGAAACUAAUGGGUAUUUCUUAUCUCGCUAAUAAAUUUGGAUUUCGCUAAUAAAUAUGGAGUUAAAAUUACAACAAAGGGCUAUGAUAAGAUAUGUAAUGCUGUGCCCACUGGACUGGUAAGAAUAAUACAAAGCAGUUUUUCCUGAUCCUUUAUCUAGACCUGUAGUUUCUCUUCCUUCUUUAAAAAUAUGUAAUGUUGAUCUUUUUGACAGUAAGUGUAAUAAUAAAUUUAUCUACAAAGAAUGUAAGCAUAUUAUCACUGGUGAUUACCAGUGUUAUUUUCUGGGAGAUGUUGAAACUCCAGUAAGGGAUAAAGCAUUUACCUUUUAUUUUAAUUACCCAGUUGCUCCAAAGGUUAAGGAGACCCAUUACAAAUUCAUGUUUAGGAUUUAUCCUGUUAGUGAAUCUAUACAAAACAGAUUUCAUUUCAAUCCUUGUAGUUUUCAUUCUUGUUUCCCUGAAACACUUGAUCGCCUAUUCUUCUACCGUGAGGUUACUUCUAAAUUCUGGUUUGAUUUACAUAGCUGGGUGUCUAUUAAAAUGGUGUCAACUCCCCUUAUUGUUUUACAAGAUAUUCUUUCCUUUAAAGGUGACUUAAAUACCCUUUUUUUUCCUGAUGUUGUGAACUUUGUUUUAUUUUGGGGUAAAUAUAUUCAUACUUUAAUACUUUUUAUUGUGGUUUAAUAUUUUUCUCUGUGAGGUGGUGUAACUGUUUCAGAAUUUUAAAUGUCUCAGAAAACAAAAAGUAGAAAAGACAGGAAAAAAUAUAUCUUAAGAUAUCUGCUACUGUAAAGUAUGUUGAUUUGAUCCCUGUAUAAUCCGUAUACGAUUCACUGUUUUCAUAAUUAAGAAGCAAAUAUCAGGAAAAAAAAAUGGCUUGUUAUUUUAUUACAAAUCCACUUUGUACACACUUACAAAUCCAAAACGAAUAAGCCGUUUUCUGUUCUUUCAAUCUCAUGCUCAAGUGAAAAGUCUAAAAUUAGAAAGUGGGUUUAAUCUAAGGUUUCAGUUGAACAGUUUUAUUUAUUUCUUAUUUGGUUGGCUGUGACCCGGAAAUGGUUCGUUUCUUCAUGUGUUGUGCUGGAUAAAGGUGGAUAUUCAAUUCCAUCAACACUCACGCUUUUAUUACUCUCCACGAACCCAAACUAGAGGUUAGAACAUGAUACAUCAUUUAUAUAGAUUUAUAAAUCAGGGUUUAUUAUCACUACGCGCUAUGAGCUAUGAGCUAAAUAAACCAGCACAGUGACGUCUCUGAAAUGGAGGACAUGAUGGGCAGUCUUAUGAAGAAGGAAUUUGUAAGUGUAUGGGUCCGGGAUCCCCAGCUUCACAAAGAGGAUUUCUGGCAUGCACACAUCGACUAUGAGAUCUGUCUUCAUACCAAUAGCAUGUGUUUCCAGAAAAAGACCUCUCGCGUGAGAAGGCGAUACAGUGAGUUUGUGUGGCUACGUCAAAGAUUGCAGGACAGUGCUCUUCUUGUCCAGUUGCCAAAACUUCCUCCUGCUAACCCGUUCUUCAGCCUCAGCAACUCAUUGCAGGUGACCCAGCGUAUGGAGGGACUGCAGAGGUUUCUGGAAGCAGUGCUGAAGAUGCCCCUUCUGUUGUCAGACAGUCAUUUGCACCUGUUCCUGCAGACCCAACUGAGUGUUGCCAAAAUGGAGGCAUGUGUGCAGGGCCAGACUAGUUAUACUGUGGCUGAGGCUAUCCAAUGCUAUGUAUAUGAGACACACGUCCCUCUGGAGGAUGAGAGCAAAAGCCUCUGUGACUGUGACUGUGAAAGCACCUCCUGUUCAGGUCUGGAUAUGUGUGUUGGCACUGCUAUUCCCUUUGAAAUGUCCUCCCAAAAUGGGAGUCCUGGACACCAAUUCCUGGCCAUGAAACUAGACCCUGAGACCUUCAGAAGUUUAUCUUCAUCUCCUGAGAGUCAGCAAGACACACAUACAUAAUAUGCACAGGGUUAUGUACCUGUUUUCUUUCAUAUCCAUGCAAACAAAUGCCUGCUUGUUGCUCACAUCACCCAGGAUGAGCUUUGGGUGGAUUAAGUAGAAAAGGCUCCAUUGUUUAUGAGUCUGUCGAUUUGCCUUUGAGAGAUUUUUUUUUUCUUCUGAAAGCUGAAAGUGUCUACUUCUUGAAGUUUUAUUCUUGAUUAUAGCUAAGAGUGCAAUAUGAACCACUUAAGCUUAAGUAUCUGAAUCUGUAAUUAUUGCUUUGGUAAAAUUGUUAUUAUUAAAUAAUAAUAAUAAUAAUAAUAAUAAUAAUAAUAGUAGCAGUAGUCUGUCAAUAAGCAGGAAUGCCCUAAAUCUAGGAAUGUAACUUAGUACCACUUUAAACAUCAAACAUCAGAAUGGGGAAAAUGUGAUCUCAGUGACUUUAACCAUUGCAUGGUUGUUUGUGCAGGGCUGGUUUGAACAUUUCAGAAACUGCUGAUCUCCAGGGAUAUUCUGUUAGUGUCAGUGAGGAAAAAGAUAUACAAUGCCACAGUACCAUUUGCAGAGAAGCAUCCCCACAAUGUGAUGCCUCCACCUCUGUACUUCACUGUGGGUAUGGUGUUCUUGGGAUCGUACGCACAACCCUUCCUUCUCCAGACAGUUUUGUUUCUGACCAGAGUAUAUUGUUAUAAAAGAAUUAUGUUUUGUCCAAAUGCUUUUUAGACAUUACAGUGCAUCCGGAAAGUAUUCACAGCGCUUCACUGUUACAGCUUUAUGGAUUAAAUUAAUUAUUUUCCUCAAAAUU
Molecule: messenger RNA, 3594 nt
Organism: Ictalurus punctatus (channel catfish)
Lineage: Eukaryota; Metazoa; Chordata; Actinopteri; Siluriformes; Ictaluridae
Product: sorting nexin-10A
Exons: 7
Coding region: 2121-2807 (228 amino acids)
Biological process (GO): intracellular protein transport
Molecular function (GO): phosphatidylinositol binding
Source: RefSeq, a predicted model, not a curated record